AUAUAUAAAUACACAUGAAAGAAAGAACGACAUGUGCACAUAAAUAACGGAUUGUAAAUCCACGACAGGCAGAAAAUCGCGAGCGACGUACGACGAAUAAAUAAAGCGAGAAAUUGUGCUGCAUACACGGCGUAAAUUGAGUGUACACGAUGACAAUAGAGCGGCGAAAUAAAUAAAAAUACAGGAUGCAAGUCGGAAAAACGCGACCAAAAUCUUGCGCAAAACAAUGUAAUAUUUCGAUUGUCACGGUGGAUACAUCCGCGCGAAUGGAAGGUAUAUAGGAUAACGCGAUGAAAAAGAAAAACACGAUGAAAAACACAACAGUCUUUUUGAGCCAGCAGUUGAUAUAGUCAGUAUUAUUAGUGAACGUCUGACGCACGUUUGAACAGCGAGACGGGAAUAACGCUUGAUGAGUGUCGUCGGUUAUAUGCAGCAAACCCAAAGCGAAAUCCAAUGAAUAUUUAAGUAAAUAAUCAACAAACAAACAAAAAAAACGUAGAUCGUUUCAAACGAAGUAUAAACGUAAAAAUGAAUCCACCGCAGAGAAAAUUGUAAGAUAUUUAAAAUACCUUAAUUAGCGCGUACGUGUAAACACUGUAUGAUUUGGCACGUAUAUAAGUAGGUAUAUACAUAUGCAAUUGUGGGCGCGACGGUUUCUUUCGUUCUCGCAUAGUAAGUGUAUAAAUAAUAAAAGUAUUAAACGCGUAAUAAGUCAUAGUUGACGAAUGUUCUGUAUCUAGAGAAAAAUAACGAGGCAGUAUACCACAGCGUGAAAUAAGCUUGAUGAGUUUUUUCCCCAUUGUCUGUACUGUAGCGUUGAAAUUACACGAACACACAUUACACACCGCUUCAUUAAUUCCUCGUAGAGAUCUCGAAUUGGAUGAGACAGGGUUGAAUCGGUUAAAUUAUGAGAUGAUUUUAAAAUGUUACGUUUUGUUGUGCUUUCGAUUUAUUAGAGAUAUCUUUUGUUGAUGUGUUAGAGUAGAUUUUAACGAGUGUAUUACGAGAAAGGGAAAGGAAAGUUUGCGUUGCUUGUUGAUACAUUUUUAUGAGAUUCGAUGCAUUUAGUCUGAUUCAAUCCGCACGCAAAGACGUCGAUGGAAGAGCGUUGCGCGCACGGUGAUAAGCCUGGAGCAUAAUAUACAAGUAAUUAAUUGUUGUCGCAUCGCGAGCAUGCACAUUGACCAAAUUAAGAAAAAAAGGAAUUUUAAAAAUAAAAUUCGUCAGUACGGUUGGGUGAUAAUCUCACGAAUAACUCUGUUUACAACGUCAUCGCUCUUCGCUAUAUGAAAACGAAAGCAUUAUAAAUUUCCAUUGAUCAUUAUGUACUAAUAAUCACUGUAUGCGCGUCGCCAGCUGUGUGUUGUCCGUCGAUGAAUGACUCUAGAGAGCGUCGAACAAGUGGGCACUAGCAAAAAGAAGAAGAAAUACAAGUCUUUGAUUUCCCCUUUGAGAUUCAUCUUUUCGAUACGUAACGUUAAGUGCGAGAACCGAAUGCAGUAUUUCACGGGAUUUGAACGUUUCGCGGAAAACUGCAAGCACUCGGUUCUCAAAUAGUCGAGCGAGGAAUAAAUCAUUCGUAAGAACAAUCACAUAACAGUUCUAUUAAGAGUUGAAAUGCCAAGUACUGAUUAUAUAAGGUGCUGAUAAAAAAUAUAUAUAUUAAAUAAUAUAUAAAUAUAAUCUCAUUUAUCGCAUAAUCGUCAGUGCCCAUAACUUCGAGAAACGCGCGACAAAGGUCAUUUUAGCCGGAGGUGUAGAAGUACUAAAUAAACGCAUUUUCUGUAAAGCAGAAUAAUAUGAAAAAAAAAGAAAAAUAACAGUAAAACUGAAGGAACAAAUGAUGCUAAAGGAAGCACACUGCCGCAUUUUGUAAGUCGACUGUUGUCACAUGUGUAUACUUGUAACCUAUAUGCUAUAUAAACUUAUAUUAUAUAAAUAUAUUUAAUUCAACUCAAAGACCGAAUGCGUUGGAAAACGAAAAUUGGUCGAUCAACCAAAGAAAACUAAGACUUUCUCAGUAUAAUUAUAUAUGGCGGCGUUUUACGAGUCUCUCGAAAGGUAAAACCACAAUAACGAUAUGAUAUACGUCGGACAAUACAAAAUAGUAACGAAAACACGAUGAUGUUACAAUAAAGCUAAUAAUUUGCUAAGGUAUUUAUCGAUACUAACUUGCACUGGAUCCAAUUGCUCUCGUAUGUAUACUCGACAAAAGUAAGAGAACAUAUACGUAUGAUAUAUUACAUGGGAGUUUGAAAAACUUUCGAGUGGCUUCGUAAUCGUGUAUAGUGGAGAUUUUUCGCGCCAAAUGUAUAUUUAACAAAGCAACGCGUCAAUUUGGUUAGUUUUCUGUAGUUUCGAUUUUUCACAGUCUUAUAUACGUAUAUAGCUAUAUUAAAUAUAGGUAGUCCUAUUAAAAAAAAAACAUUCUGAGCGCACACUUUCGAUAUAAUUAUGUAUGUUAAACGAUUUUGUACAGUAACACGAGCAUACCCUCCCGUUAAAGUUGAGAGAAAUAAAAGGCAUGGAUAAUAUGCGCGCGGGAUGUGAAAAUUGUAAAGGCACGCAAAGAACUAUAAAAUGUUUAACCGUAUUAGAACGUUGGUAUAUUAAGGUAAUUAUUAUUUUAAUAAAUUUUCGUUGAAAGUACUAAUGGAAAAACUAAAAUAACGCGCGAGAGACGGUAUAUAUUAACUUAAAUGUAUACAAUAAAAUGGAUCUCAAACUGCUGUUGAAAAUAGAGAUAUCGUAUGAGAAAAUUUAUGUUCUUGUUAAUAUAAAUAAAAUGAUAAUAUGAUGGCAUGUUCACAAAUAUUUAAAUAAUUUAUCGAGUAUAAAGCAUUGAACUUCAGUUUUUGAAUCAUACAAAAAAAGUAGUAUGAAACAUUUUAUUAUUGCGAAAAAUUUGUCAGCGGGAUUUGCAAUGGUUACGAAGCAAGAUGAGAAAUCGCAUACACGAGAAGGGAAACUGGGUAAAUAAAAAAUUUUAAUUAUUUCCAUCGUCAAUAUGUGAUUGCGCAACAAAAUUGAUACCUUUAUUACGAUUUUUUAAUCGUCUCCUUUUUAUUGAAAUGCAAUAGCACUACGUGUAAUGUCCCAAAUGAAUGCUGUGUGUUCGACGAGAAUAUUACACUGUUUUUACUGCUACUUUAAAUCCAUCACGUUUCCAUGAAUUUUUGUAAAAAGGUUUUUUUGCAACGAAUAAGUUCGAUUUUUGUCUUCCGCCUUAUUAGUAAAAAAAACAAAGCGUUUAGUUCAUCUUUUUGAAAAUGACUCGAGUAUAAACUCGAUGGACCACAAUUUAAUACACACAAAUAAUAAAAAAAAAACAAGCAUUUAAGCGAAUAAGACCUUCUUACCGAUUUUUCUAAAAUUAAUGUUACAAACGUUAACGAUUACUUUCCAAAUAGGUCGUUAAUCCCAAUGGACUUCUAUACACCUUUGUGAAUACAGAAAACGGAAAGAAGUUCGACGUUCAGUGAGGCGCGUAAUUAUAACUAAAAACUAUUGUUCGAUGAAAAUAAAAUCUAGAUGAAUUCGCUACGAUAAGACAUACAGUAAGCAUCUACGAGUCGAACUUUUCUCGAAUUUCUCCUUGAAGACAAUUUAUCUUGCAAUCUUUAGGUAAAAGAUGCUAUAAGAGCACGUAGAAGUUACCAAGCUUUGAAAUGAAAGAUUUUUUAACCAAAAAAUACAUAUACCUAAAGAUUAUUUACUCAACUUUAAAUUUUUAAAAGCGUUUAGCCUUUCGAAUGACGUAUUUCAAUAGAUAAAGAGAAAACGAUUUUUACGAAUCACUGUCAGUUUGCUCUCUGGGUCCAAGUGAUUAACGGUGUUCGCUGAAAUUACACCUUGAAUUACUCCGAAACAUUUAAAAAGUAUUUGUAAUGAUAAAGGCACUGAUUCGAUAAGUGUAUUCAAUUAGGUCGGAUAAUUGAGAACUAAACUGUAGCUUUUUCAUUGCAUCUGUCGCAGCCACUCCUCAUUCAACGUACGGUCUAAUUUCCAACGUUUUCUGUUCUCGCCGUUCUUAAAGGAAAGCUGCAAACCUAAUACUUCUAAAAAAAGCAAAAGACAAAAAAUACAAAGCAUCUGUCGAACUGAUAAUAUUUUUUUAAUUUGAUAAAGCAAACUCUGUUAAACUUAAAUUUACGCGAGAAAACAAUAAAUAAAAUAAUAAUACGACUUAAAUAAUGAAAAGGGAAAAAUGUCAGAGAAUCUUGAAAAAUAGAGUUAUUAAAGUUUAAACUUGAGCUUGAAAGAUGGAAACUUUAACCUGUACAUAUACACACAAUUCUGGUGAUUUUUCAAUAAUCGAGCUCUGGGCGAUUUUUUCGUCGUCGCCGAUUGAAAAUAUCAUUCACACAUAGCGUGGCUUUGUGCGUGUCUCUAUUACAAAAAAUAGCAAAAAAUAAUUAUAAAAAAAAUAAUAAUAAAGUGUCAAAUGCUCCCCUUCUUAAAAAAAAAACUAAUAACGAAAAUAAGAAAAAAGGAAUAAGUAAUUAACGAAAAACAUAUCCCCUCACGUUUGUUGAUUCCUCUGAUGUGCAUUAUAAGAGUAGAACGAAAAAUCGGAUUAUAUCAUUGCAACGUGUGCUUGUAUUUAACUAAAUAAUGAAAGUACAUCAUCCCUCAUCUACAUUUCAGAUCGCGCAAUGAGUAUAUCGUUCUCGAUAUAACGUUCGUGUGUACAGUGAAAUUAUACGCGGAGAAAAAAUUAUCUGUCUCAUCUCGAUUGUGUUUUCUAUCGUUCCAUUUUGGUGAAAUAAUUUUUUCUCCAAUGUAUAACUGUGUCAAAGUCACGACUUUCUCAAAGUUCCGCGUGCUUUUUGUAAACCGAACAUUAAACAGCCUAAAUCUCGCUAGGUUCUAAAGAAAUGUUUUUUAAAAUCCUUCGCAUUAAAACUUACACUUGAGUUAUGGCGAUUUUUUAAUCUUGAAUGAUAUACAGCACUUUUCCUUGAAACGAACACAAUAUUUGGCAAUUUUAGCCAAUGUAAUAAUGAAAAACGUGCGCAUGAGAGACUGUAAGCUUAGAUCGUCGUACAUAUCAUAGAAGACGCGUUUUAUCAUAUAAUAGGGACGAAAGGAUUCGCUGUCUGCUGGCCUAUCGAUACAUUAACAAACUAUAUAUAAUACACACACAUAUACAUUGCGAAUAAAAGAGAUAUAGAUCAUUAUUCAUCGUCGGACGCGAGACUGCAAGUUAAAAUAUAAAAACAAACGAGCCUUCGUGUGACAAAAAAAGAAGAGUGAUAUGGAACGGGAUUUAGCGCAUCGAUCGAGUCUUUUUAUUACGCGUAGUCAUGAAAAAAAAAACCAAUAAUGCUUAACUUGGUGGACGUUACGAAUCGCUUUAACUGUUUCCCGUAGAUACAUAACGGUAUUUUUCAAAUAAAAGCAAGUAGCUGAAGGUUUUUUCGAGUUUCUAGAUUCAUAAUUCCCACUAGCUGUCGUAUACUUAUAAAAGCUCUAUAAACUCUCUAAUCGAGGCUUGUACAAUGCAAAUCCAUGAUAUAAGAAAAACUAAAAUCCACAUGUAUAUGUUUUUCGAAGCGUAGGCGCAUCAUGCGAAUAUGUUACAUACAUAUCCACGUACGAACGAACGAAAACCUCGUACAGUCUUUUUUAUCCUCCAAACGAGCCAUAACGAGAGAAAAAAGACGCAGCAAAGAAACACCUCCACAUACAAUAUCAUACGAAUCGUAUAAUCACACGAUCCAUCAUCAAUCUCAUAAUCAUGCGGCUUUAUCAUUGAAGCGAACAAGAGUUAACAAAGCAAGGAAAAUAAUGCUAAUUUAAACGAAUGCGUGAAGUGAUUAAGUGCAGAAAGAAAAUAAUAAUAGUAUAAUGAAAUAAAUAAUGAAAUAACUAUAGUAAACAGAAAAUAAUAAAUACAAGCGAGAGAGAAAGAGAGAGAGAGAGAGAGAGAGAGAGAGAGAGAGAGAGAGAGAGAGAGAAAGGCGAGAGAUUAAUAAACUGAAAGGAAUUUAAUAACGAGCGCGUGCAACGUAUAUAGGUAACUCCAUAGCUUCGUGCAUUACAAUUAAAUGCGAUAUGUGCAGCAGCGAGAGAUUUAAACGGGGCGACGAACACACACGAGUGAAAUCGUUGAUCCAAUAAACCAAGUAAUAAACGAAAAGAUAUCCAGAGGGAACAUCGUGAUUGACAGAAAACGAUUAAUGAAAAUUAUUAUUAUUUUCGACCCGAUGUUUAACUCGAAGAAAAAAAAACACACACACAAACACAAGCUAAGCGAGUCGAACGAUUUGGUAAGCGCAAAGCGAUUACGCAGCUCUGUAAUAAUCGUCGCGAAUUACGAAGAAAAACAAAGUAAUAACGAUGAGAUGAAGGCGAGAAUACGAGAGCGAGAGAAAGAGAAAGUGCGUGAAUCGCUCGAGAAUUGAAAAUUCUAGUAUAUAUAAAUAUUUAUAAAUACGCGCAGAGAGUGAGAGCGCAUUUGAAUGGGUGUGAGCUGCUAACGAAGAAAACAAAUAUAUAUAAAUAAUAAACAGAGUGUGUCGAGAGGAUGAAACCGAUUGUAAUUUUUUUUUCAUUUGAGCAUUUCGAUGCGCGAGCCUUGUCGGCGACUUAUACAGCUGGAGCGAUGUAAUUAUUCUAUGAGCGUAUAUAAUAUAGACAGACACACUGAAACAAGAACAUGUAUACCGGCAGGCGAGUACAUGCAUAUAUUAUCCUCUAUCAGUAUUUAUAAGUACGAGGCGAACAUCCCGUUGAGUACAUAUGAGCCGAAGGAAAAACAUGAUGAAUAUAUACAUACACGUAUAUAUAUUAUACAUAUGUUAUAUUAUACAAUGUAUAUUAUAAUUAUAUAAAUACGCGCGCGGUUAUAUAGCGAAUCAUGUAAAAGAUGGUCGGCGCGUGACGAGCACGUUUUGUUUGACGCUGAGAGAGAAUGAAAGAGAAGAUUAGACGUAAAAGAGUGAUGGAGUGUGGCAAUUUUUUGAAAAUUGCGCGACUCUCGCUGAAUUAUUAAUUAUUAUUAUUAUUAUCAUUAUCAUCAUGAUUAACAUUAUAUUAUUAUAUUGUAGGCGACGAAACGAACAUAAUAUGAGUAUCGAUAUGACGAUCACGAGGAAAAAGAAAUUCUCGAUACCAAUAGCGUAUAUGAUAAAAAAGAAAGGGACGACUGACCGCUAACGCUUUGAACCAAAAUUACUAUUAAUCGCAAAGCACUUAUGCGCGAGAGUAGGAUGGCUGGUUAUAAAAUUAUUAAUUAGUUCUCCGGAGACAAACUGGUUUGUCUCGGUUUACAUUGUGUGACGUCUAUGAAUUAAAGCUUCGCUAAGGUUGUUUUCAAAGCUCUGCUUGCAAAAUUUCUUUUUUUUUCUUCGAAUCACGACACUUCCUUCUUUUGUUUUACUUGAAAGCCAAUCAGGGUUGAUUCGCAUCCGGGAGUGCAUUUUUUAGUUUAAUUAAUCGAAAGCAGGAGUGUGAUGGAUUAGCCUGCGACUGAAAGGCACUUAUGAUUGAAAUGCCAUAGCGAGGCUUGAACGUGAUUGAAAAGCGAAAAAGCGAACGAAUCCAGUGAAUGCGAAGUAGUAUUGAAAAAAAACCAUAAUAAUAUUAAUAAUAAUCGGUGUAGGAAGAAAGCGUCAAUUGCAACUCAAACAAAAAUGAGACUAGCGCAACAGAUAAAAAAUAACAUACAGAGAUAUAAUUGCUAUAGAAAAUAGAUGGAAAUGCUUCAUAUUAAUCGAUUGUAAAACUAUAGUUAAAGAAUAAAAAAAAGUAAACGUGUAUGGAAGAAAUGAAACGGAGUAUAUAAGCUAGUAGUGUAUACCGUUGUUUUGUUGAUUGUUUUUGAUAGAUUUUAUUAAUGAAAAAUGAAAACACACCGUCUCCACGUCUCGUGCAACGCAAGAAAAUACCGAAGGCUUGCCCUGUGGCGUUAGCUUUGCGUAUAUAAGAAAAAUAAACGAAUAUUUCUUUUGAGUCGUACGAAUAACCGACGACGUUUUAUUGUGUACAUUGUUAGUUAAAUAUUUGAAGUGACAAAACUUUGAAGAGUCUCUGAUUUUUCAAGAGUGUUGCGUAGUCUACUAGUCGUAAUUCAUUUGUAAAUAAAUAGUAGCAUUGUUGGGUUGUUGGCUGAUUUCUUUUCUGUUUUUUUCCGAAAGUAAACGCAUACAACUCGAAACAUGGAAUUGAGCAGUGAUUUAAUAGUACACUGGCGAGAUAUCGCCCGAAGCAAUUUAUGAUUUCGUCCCUGCAGAUGAAUUUGCAAGGAAGAAAAUUAUCUAACGAGCAUUGCUCAAAUAAUACAGGUGCUAAUCGUAUACUUAUUUGUAUAAAUAGUUGAAAAAUGUUUUCUGUAAUGAUUUUAAAGGGAGAAAAGCAAUAUGAGAACUGAUUUUUAUUUCACAUAUUAAUCUUUCAAAAUUAAUUAUUUUUACGUUUUUAAAUUGAUAAUUUUAAAUUGGUAUGGAAUACCCUGAAUAAAAACUGAAGAAAAAAAACAAUUAUCGCGAAUUCUCUCGAUAUACCUCCUUGAAGUGAAAUUUCCCAUUAAUCAAAUCAAUUAUGCUUUGGACAGAAAUUUCAACUUUAAGCAGUAUUUCGAGAGCAUGUUAGAGAAACUUUACGGGUUCGCGAGGUAACGCUGGUCAAUUCGAAGAGUCAAAUUCUCGGAUCGAACGAAGAGAGAACGAUGAAGAAAGCGAAUUUUAAUAGCACGUGGAGAAUUUUCCGGCGCAUUAUUGUGCAUGCGCUAGAUGUAAUCAAUUUUUAACGAAAAAUGCAUAUAUGCGGCGCGAGACAUGGUCACGGCGUAAGCCGCGGUGACAGGACUAUUUUUCUAAGUUGCAAAAUAUAAAUGCAUAAUGGAUAAAUUAAUAACGUUGCAUUGUCGUUAUUAGAGUAUAUAUUAAUAGUAUAUAUCGAAUAUUUUAAAGAAACUAUAAGGCAGAGUGUAAAAGAAAGUCAAAGAGUAAUAUUAAAAGAGGUAAAAGAGAGGAUAUUUACGCAGGUUUGCCGAGCGGUCGGUCGACGAGAGAAAAACAAAGAAGAAGCUAAUCGAAUCAAUUAACACGCGUGUCGAGAUUUUUUCGUGAUCGUGAUAUUGAUACAUUGCGGAGGGUGAACAAAAGAAAAAUCGAUGGAAUAGGGUGAAUCUACUGAUUGUAUAAUGUGCGAACGACGUUAUAUUUAUUGGACGAAUGCGUGAGUUAUAGGCGAGUGAAAGAGAGCGACAGUGUCGUGGACGAUUCAUUUUCGUGGGAUGAGACGAAGCAGAAAACUACUUAUGUAUGAGUGUUGUAACUCGCGAUUGAUAAACGAAUAUAAAAAAAUGUGGCUCUCGUGGAGAGCGAUAGUAACACAAACGACGUGAUGGAAGAGUAUAAACACAAAAAAUAAUAAUAAUGAUGAGAAUGAGAGGAGAAAAAGGCAAAUUAUCGAAUCGUUCUGUCAGUCACCUCACACCUAUGAUAUAUUAUACAAUGUCAUGAUACUAUGCUGCCAUACAAUAUAAAUAUAUGUCUACGAUAAGGAAACAGUAUAUGACUAAAGAAAAAAAAACAAAAAAAAAUAAAUAUGUUAUAAGCACGCGCCUCGGCGGUGAUGACGUCAUAUUCUACUGUGUCACUUGAUUUAUUUCGAAGCCUGUAACCAACCCUUUAUCCGCUUGGCCUUCCUUUUAUAUUUGAUUUGCGUUACAAAAGACGUAAUGUGUACCGUAGGCUACUUCACCUCGUGUUUGCAUUACUAGGUCAAGAAAGGCCCGUUUCUAGCCCAUGGUACACAGCAUACUAUUUGGUUUGUGCGGUAACGUUUACUUUCCUAAAUGGAAAAUCGAAACCCAAGAGCAAACUGGUGCACGAAAUAGACGCAAGUAUUCUUUUCCUUUUUCUCAGUUUGAACAAGUUUCGCGAGUUCUCAUUGAAUUUAGAUUUAUGGCUAUUGCAACAUCCAUCUCGGGAGAAUUUUUAUGCGCAGAGUUACAAUUGAAAAUUGCUAAAUUACAACCGUAUAUAAAUUUUUCGUUUCAUCAAUACGUAUCAGAUAAGUAUGGAAACCCAUACAGUGAUUGUAAAUUUUGUCGGCGAACAUUUUUGCCAUACCUCAAUAGCGGCCCAGCCAUGUAAGAAUAUGAAAUAAAUAUUCUAAUUUGCAGCUGCAGUUAUAGCAUGAACGGUUCAAGCAGUAUGUUUUGCCACGGACGUCACGCUUUUGAUGAGGGAAACAGAAAGUUGCCUAUGCGCCACCCAUCGUCGCUAGCCAGGCACUAGAAAGCUGAAGCGGUGGUGGAAAUUAGACCAGUCCGAAUAUGUUUUGUUUUACAGCUAAUAUAGGCUUGGCGCUGCUAAUACGACUGAUUCCGCGCAGUUUAAUAACACCUCAGCAUACACGUUCCAAUAACCGAUAUUCACGAAAAUGACGAUUAGUACCAACCGUAUAAUUCCACGAAGCGUAACGCGAAAUUACAUUCGAAUCCUAUAAUCUAACUCUGGCCAUAAGUGACAGAUAUACCUUUUCCGCGUGCGGAAAAAACUGGGACGUCAAAGUUCGUUUACACGCUCGAUCGACCUACCUCGCCGCAACGAAACUCGCUCGGCCGGUUUCCGCUCGCAGUGGUCCCCCCGCGAUGCACUUUUUUCACUCGGAAUUCGCGCGCUCGGGUUUCUCGACCUCGGGCCUAACGGUGCACUGCGCGCAUGUGGGCAUCUUUUUUCUCUCGAGCAUAAUAUGGUAAUUGAGGUGAAGUUGGUCGUUCGCCGUUUUAGGGGAUAUGAAAUAUAAUUUUACCGAUUUUUUCAAAAAUCUUACGCAAACCGAAAGAUCGACUGCAAGGUUUUCCACCUCAUGAAUAAUCCUCCAAGGACCUAUGCACAAACGAACGUCGUCGUUCGCCCUUGCAUCAAGAGUCCACGAGCCUCGCAAUCCCAGCGCUUUCAAAAACCAUCGACCGCAUAUACGCUACAGCACACUCCCGCCAAUUUCCUUACUCGCUUACUCGCAAAAAUUGAAGACGUCUAACAACAUCCGCUGUCGCCUCGACUGCAGCGUGUCUCUCGUAACUCUCAGUCGUCGUCGAGAGAGCGGUGCAACUGCAGCUGCACAGUUUAAUGACCGGUGAAAGCUAUACCUACGGGCAGUGCUGUGCGCUGCGCUGCGCUGCUCGCGUAGACGCAGCGCCGAAUUAUACAUUAUUCGCGGUGCAGUGCCGUGCGUGCCCUCCUCCGUCGUUUAUAUAGUCGUUGCAAAUUGCGCAACCGAACGCAGAGGCGAUUGCGGUCAGGCGAAAGUUUAGUCGCGAAGCAUCGUUAGCCGGUAUAGAUGCAUUCCGGAGAGCCCGCAGGAACAAUGAGGAGCAACGACGGAAUUAUGCGAGGCGGAGGAGAUCGUUGCGGCUGGGAUCGAGUUAGUGAGUACUGUUGAGAUGGAAAAAAAUCGUUUCGAGUUUGCUUCGGUUGGAAUUUUCCGCGAAUCGCCUUUUAAGCCGAUCGCUCCGUUAUACCAGGCGCGUCAUGCUUUCACCGCGCGCGUCUGCGCUAAUCAUAUUCAUAGGGAAAAAUUUUUCUCCGCUGUUUCACACUGCCCUGUGCGUGCAAUCGUUCUUCGCGAUAGUUGAGUGAUUGCCAUCGAUAAAAAUGAACGUUGAAAAAAAGAGCGUCGACUUGCGUCGAUCAACCUCGUGCAGAAAAAAGUGGAAUACGCAGGUCUGAAAUCGAAUGCAAAAAUGACUUUCGAACGAGUCGAGCGUGUCGAAUAAAAUUCAAUAUCAAGCUCGUGAUUCGUCGCGCGAUUAAUAACACAGCGCACUAGAUCUAUCCCGCCGACCUCGAACCACAUUCCCUCCGAGUCGACUCUAGAGACAGGACACUUUCAGAGAUCCUCGAUCCCUCGAAAACACAUCAAUAAACACUAGAAGAAGAAGAAGAAGAAGAAGCAGAAGAAGAAGAGAAGCGCGAAGAGGAGAGGGAAACAAUCGCAAGAGUGAAGGGGAGUAGCUGCCGGUGCGUGGAGAUAGUUUUCCCGCGCGACGCCGCGGCAGUUUGGGAAAGACAAGGAAAGAACGGCCGGCACGACGGAGCGAGAAACGAAAUCGCGCGAUUCAGGGUCAAGAGCGACCAUGAGGAGAUCCUUGAUCCUGUUUUCGAUUCUACUCUCGGUCGGCAGCAUUCGGCAUAAUGUGCGGAUGCCAGAGAGGAGAAAUCGCAUGCUGAUGAUGCAGCGACGAUUAGGCAAUGGUCGUGGAGAUGUCGGACAGAAAGUUUGUUAUGAGCUUCUGGGCUGCUUUACCGAUCGUCAACCCCUGGCUCUGAAACGUCCGCCUCAGGAUCCGAGUGUGAUAAAGACGCAGUUCCACAUGUACACGCGGGAAAAGCGGAAAGAGCCGGACAUUCUUAAUUACGGCGAUAAGCUCCAGUCGAUGAGCCAGUCGAAAUUCAACGGUACCAGGAAGCUCAAAGUCAUCAUCCACGGUUACAAGGGCAGUGGGAAUAACGAGGGGGCCAUCGCUGGGGUUCAGGCCUUCUUAGAUUUGGAAGACGCGAAUGUGGUAGUGGUAGACUGGGCCAAAGGUGCCGGUUCGACUUACGGCUUGGCAGUCUCCAACGUGGAGCUAGUGGGCCGUCAAUUGGGUCUCAUCCUUCUGGACGCUGUACACAUGGGUGUGAAUCCACGGAACAUCCAUCUGGUGGGAUUUAGUCUGGGUGCACACGUGGCUGGUUGCGCCUCUGAAGUGCUUAAGAAAAACAAUAUUCUACUGGGACGUAUUACCGGUCUGGAUCCAGCUUCGCCUUUCUUCAGGGUCCACUUGUUCAGGGAGAAGUCCAGGAAGCUCGACGCGUCCGAUGCGAGACUGGUCGAUGUCAUUCACACCGAUGGAUCGGUAGAUUUCGCCGAUGGCUUUGGAUUACUGAAGCCGAUUGGGCACAUUGAUUUCUUCCCCAACGGAGGAAGACAGCAACCGGGCUGCAAGGAUGUGAAGAAUUCGGUAGUUGUGUCUCAUCUCAAUGAGGACAGCUUGGACAUCCACAUCGCCUGCAGCCACGUGCGCUCGUGGUUCCUCUUCGUCGAGAGUCUACAAAGCCACGCCCACAACGGCUGCAAAUUUGAGACCUGGCCCUGCAAGCGCAGAUUCGGCAGUUACGCCGCGGGCUCGUGUUUUCCACCAGAAGAGUCCACGGCUGCGCCUGAACUAGGCUACGCGGCGGAUCACGGCCCCACAGGACUGUACUAUCUGCCGACCAGAGCGGAACCACCUUAUUGUGGUUAUCCUCUUAGGGCAGCUGUGAAGGUGGCUGAAAUCGAGUUCAGGCCGAAGGGUGUGUUGAGCGUAAGGCUGGAUCACGGAGCGACGAGGACUAAUUUUAAGAUUUUAUGCGACCAAUCGGCUUUGCCACCACUGUCGAGUCUUAAUAAUCGAAACAAUCCCCAGCCUACGUUUUACAACGUGGAAGCAGCUGAUUUUGGAGCGUUCCACGCUAAUGUUACCGAAAUAGAGCUGCACAUUAAGUUCGAAGCUACGAUCCCGGAAAAUAAACCACCCGAGGUCGUGUAUCCGGAAAUUCUCCUGAUAAACAAAAUUUUUUUGGAAGACCGCAGAGGCCACAGAUGGGAGUUAUGUAACUUAAAUUUGCCUGUUGGAUCGAGAGAGGAAAGUUUAACUCUGAAAAGCCAAAAAUGUUCAUAGUCGUCGAGGCGUUUUGAAAUAUCUUUUUAAGUUAAGUUAUUGCCAUUACUUUUUAUUGCAUAAUAUAAUUUAAGAAUCAUUUAUUUAUCUAAUCAUCGUUCAUUAAUAAAGAAAUUAUUUGUUCA
Molecule: messenger RNA, 13785 nt
Organism: Nasonia vitripennis (jewel wasp)
Lineage: Eukaryota; Metazoa; Arthropoda; Insecta; Hymenoptera; Pteromalidae
Product: pancreatic lipase-related protein 2
Exons: 7
Coding region: 12095-13660 (521 amino acids)
Biological process (GO): lipid metabolic process
Molecular function (GO): lipase activity
Source: RefSeq, a predicted model, not a curated record